This is a messenger RNA of Zychaea mexicana, 9126 nucleotides long. RefSeq lists its product as uncharacterized. NCBI's taxonomy places the organism in Eukaryota, Fungi, Mucoromycota, Mucoromycetes, Mucorales, Lichtheimiaceae. The transcript has 38 exons. Gene Ontology annotation, biological process: protein targeting to vacuole; protein retention in Golgi apparatus; late endosome to vacuole transport. The coding region runs from base 1 to 9126 and encodes 3041 amino acids. Gene Ontology annotation, cellular component: extrinsic component of membrane. The record is from RefSeq and is a predicted model, not a curated record.
AUGUUGGAGUCUCUAGUCGCGUCCAUCCUUAAUCGGUUCCUGGGAAAUUACGUUUCCAAUUUAAAUUACGAUCAGCUUAAUAUUGGUAUUUGGAAUGGGGAGGCGAAUCUUCGAGAUUUGAAACUUCGGCGAGAAGCACUUGACAAACUUGAUCUCCCCAUUGAUGUUUUGGAAGGAUACCUUGGACAGCUUACGUUAAGUAUCCCUUGGUCAAACUUGAAAACAAAGCCUGUCAAAGUUUUUGUAGAAAAUGUGUACUUGCUGGCAGUGCCAAAAACAGAAACAUCGAUAUCUUUGGAAGAGGAGGAAGAACGUGCCCAAUCGCUUAAGCAGCGCAGAUUAGACACUGCAGAUCUUAUAAGCAAAUCGUCUAAACAAGGCGAACAAAAAGAUCAAUCAGAUGAAGGAAAUGAUGGUUUCAUCAGCCAGCUCACGACCAAGAUUGUCGAUAAUCUGCAAGUUUCCAUCAAGAAUAUUCAUUUGCGAUUCGAGGAUAACGUGUCUGAUCCAGGUCACCCCUUUGCUGCGGGCAUCACGUUGAAGGAACUAUCUGCCGUAUCUACUGAUGGUGAGUGGCAUCCGACAUUUAUUAAUGAGAUGACCAACACGAUCCACAAGCUUGCAACGUUGCACUCGCUUUCAGUGUAUUGGAACACCGAUGCGCGAUCUCUUGCAGGCUUACCGCAUGAAGAAGCAACACGAGUCUAUACCGAUUUGGUACAGUGCCGACGGAAGCAGGAUGAUGCUGAACACCAAUACAUCUUGAAACCCGUUUCAGGCACUGGCAAGGUGAAACUCAACAAGCAAUUCGGCAAAGAUGUUGCCAAGACCGAUGUGACGCUAUUAUUCGAAGAACUUGGAAUUUGUUUGGAUGAUCAUCAAUAUCGCGACGCUAUCCUGUUGGUCGACCUGUUUCAUGCCAAUUUGAAGAAACAAAAGUACUUGAAAUACCACCCAGGCAAAGGCGCAAAACCUAAAACAAAUCCGCGAGCGUAUUGGAAAUUUGCACAGGAUGCUGUCCUAUCCGAAAUACACGAGCGUCAUUACAAGUGGACUUGGGACCAUUUUCGAACAAGGAGAGAUCAGCGAAAAGCUUAUAUCGAAAGUUAUUCUGCAUCAAAAUUGAACAAGGCGACACCAGAGCAAAAAGAGAAGCUGGAGAAGUUGGAAAGGGAUUUAAGUUUCGAGGAUAUCCGGUUUUACCGUAGUCUCGCUCGGAGCAAGCUGAAGCGUGAAAAGAUCAAAAUUGAGCAAGAGAAAAAGAAAGCAGCGAAUGAAAACAAAGGCUGGUUUAGUUCGUGGUGGUCUGGCUCUACCAACACAAGCUCUGAUAAGAAUGGGGAUGAUUCGGGCGAACAAAUUGUGAUGACAGAGGAGCAAAAACGUGAGCUAUAUGAAGCUAUCGACUAUGACGAAGAAAAAGCCAGCAUAGCAGCCUCUGUAGACAUGCCGAAAGAUACCAAAAAACUCUUGAUCAAUACCAAACUUAAUCGAGGCUCGCUGACUCUAAUGAAGCACAACGGAUCCGAUCAAUCACGCAGAGAUUUGACAUCCUUGGUCUUUGACACUGUCACAGCCGAUGUUAUCCAGUAUAUUGAGUCGGCCAGAAUUGCAGUAGGUCUUGGAGAUUUACGCUUAUAUGACAACCUUACGCCUAAAACAAUCUAUCCACAACUAAUUGGAGCAAGAAGUCGAGAUGGAACAGGGCGCUCUCUCGCUGAGGCACCAACAGAUCCACAAGCUUCAUCCCAUUCUGGAGCUCUAAGUGCAGAAGCAGGAAAUAUAAAGAACGAACCACUUUUCAAAGCUGUCAUUGAGCACAAGCCCUUUGAUCAUAUCGCAGACAAUGCGAUUAAAUUAUCCACCAAACGAUUGGAGAUCAUUUAUAACCCAGCAAUUGUCAAGGGCAUCAUGGAUUUCUUUAAACCGCCCGAUAACAAUGCAGAAAGUAUCAACGCCCUUCUCGAGGUUGCUGGAGACACGUUUGAAGAAUUAAAACAGCAAACACGCGCAGGCUUGGAAUAUGCUUUGGAUCAACAUACAACACUUGAUAUCGAUUUCGACAUGGACGCACCACUCAUCAUUAUACCCGAAAGCUGUGUCAAACGCAAUACAGCAUGUAUGAUCAUUGACGCUGGACACAUUCACGUGGAUAGCGAGUUAACAGAUCCGGGACUCGUUCACGAUUUAAAGAGUAAGAAGCAUAGCAAGGAAGACUAUCAGAAGCUCGAGUCGCUUAUGUACGAUAAGUUCCGAGUCGGACUAUCACAGACCAAGUUGCUCAUUGCAACAGAUGUCGAGGACUGCCUAGCACAACAGCAAGGGACGCGUGACGGUCAUGCUCAUGUCAUUGAACGGAUUGAUAUGAAUUUCCUUGUUGAGUUAUGUAUCCUACAACGCGCUGCACAGUUUACAAAGUUGAAGGUGUCUGGAGAUUUGCCGUUACUUUCACUCAGCAUUUCCGAUACGAAAUACAAGAUUCUUAUGCGAAUGAUCGAUCUUAUUCUCGACAGCAUUUCAGACGACGAUGCCAAGGCUAGCGAAGCCAGCAGCUCUGAACCAUCAUCAUCGAUUACGAUGCAACGGCAACGAUCUGCUGAUAUCAGCACUCCCUUGUCCAGUUCAUCAAGCUCGUACAUGGGCGGCAGUAUGCGAUAUCAGCAGGAACAGUUUCGCUUUGCUUUUCAAGUUAAUAAAGUGUCAGCGACGGUGUAUGAGACAUCUAGCAAUGGUGACGAUGUGCUGCUAUGCGAGCUGAACUUGGAUAUGUUUAAGCUUGAAUUCCUCAAUCGACCAUUCGAUAUGCUCGUCGAUGUAUCGCUCCGCUCACUCAACAUUGUGGAUAAAAUGGAACAUGGUGACGAGUUCCAUUAUCUGGUAACGUCUGAUACCUCAUCUGGAGACAGGGCGCCGGACGAAAACCUUGUAAGCGUGAAGUACAUGCAAGUCAACCGUACACAUCCGAUGUAUCAAGAAAUUUACCAUGGCUUCGAUCAAACAGUGGAGAUUGCAUUAUCGACACUCAAUAUUGUGGUGACAAGAAGCUCGAUCUUGACAUUGUACAACUUUGUUCUGAACACAUUUGCCGGCCCACCUGCAAAGCGUCUUUCUUCCGGCUCUGUUGUGUCAACAACAAAAGACGAGGAAGAAAAGCAGAAUGCGUCUUCGAGCAACACAAUCAAAGUUACCGUUCACAUGGACAGCUUGGAUUUAAUCCUCAACGAUGAUGGCAAACGUCUUGGAACAGCCAUCCUCUCAUACGGCGAUCUCACAGUCUUGCUCUACCCAAACACGCUCAAAGUUUCUGGAAGGUUUGGGAACUUAAAAUUAACGGAUGACACGGUGAUACGCGGGCACGCGCAAUCGAAGGAUAUUGAACAUGGUGCAUCCGAAGUCCAUCUACUGACGAUUCAAGGAGACGAGCUUGCUGAUUUUAUAUACGAGACUUUUGACCGAGAGUCGUCAACGUUCCCUGGAUACGACUCGCGGUUUUAUCUUCAUAUGGGUGCCUUCCAGUUCAUGCUUUUGGAUACGGUGAAACCAACUUUGGACUUUUUGAGCGAGUUCUUAGAGAUGAAGACUGUGUACGACGCUGCACGAGAGGCUGCUGCACAGCAGAUGCAGGAAACUGACACACGAAUGCACUAUGACAUCACCAUCAAGAGUCCAGUUGUGAUUUUCCCUGUGAGCGAGAACGACGACACAGUAAUUGCCAAUCUUGGUGAAAUUAGAGCUGCCAACGAAUUUGUAAAUGUCAAGCGCAGACGGACUGGUGACCUCAAUGUCGAGCCCAAGGAGUUGGCCAUGACCAAGAUUCUGUGUGGCCUCUAUACGAUUAGUCUUCACUCAAGAUCGAUCGUAAAAACCAAAGGAGAGCAACGCGAGCGAAUUCUGCCUAUCAUUGAUAAUCUAAAUAUCACAUUUGAUAUUCAAAGCCCUGAGAAAGCAGCUCCAGAAUGGGGACCAGCGACGAGCAUUAUCGGUCAUAUAUCAGAUGUCCGGAUGGCGCUCACCGAAAAUCAGUACAAGUGGCUGCUGGAUAUAUACAACAAAGUCAUGUCCACAUUUCUGGCUGGAGAAAAUGAUGCAAAUGGCGAGGUUAAUGACGAUGAGGGGGAGGAUGUUACGGGCCAAAGCGUUCACUCUUCUCAGUUUAGUCAGCUACAGAAGCAGCAUAGACAGCCGAUUCGAGGAGAUGAAAAGGCGCCAGCAACUGACAAGAAAAAGAAGAAAAAGAAGAGUGUCUCUAUCCAGCUUGAUAUGGUCAUGGACGUGGAUACAGUGUGUCUCGAAAUCCUAUCAGGCCCUGAUUUGGAUUUUAAGGAUUGGGGCAAGCAGCGACUGGCACGGCUGGCAUUCAAUGGCACAUCAAUGAAGAUGCAAACACAUUCGGACACAUCGCUCCUUCUUGAAGUACGGAUGAACUCGAUAACUUUUACCGAUACAAGACAAGAUUCUCAGUCCCAGUUUAAGGAUAUCAUGUCGGCGUCGCAUUUGUCUGGUGCCCCUCAAUUACAAGUGCAACUACAAAUGCCGGCCCAGGACGAAGAGCAGAUCAUGUUUGUUCGUGCUACUGUCGACUCGCCCAAGAUCGUACUCUCCCUUGAUUAUGUAUUUUUGCUGGUCAACUUCUUUAUGAAGCCGUUUGCACCGGAGCCGACUACCGAAGCGCAAGCCUUCGCCAAGACGCAACGCGAGCGCUUAAACAACAUCACCGGAAAUCAACAACAGCAGAGACAGCAACAGCAAGCACAGCCCAUGCAGCUACAUUACAGCGUCAAUGUGGUCGAUGUCCAGGUGGCAUGCUUGGCAAAGCCAGAAGUUACAUCGUCUGAGGCCAUUAUUUUCUCCUUCAAAGAGCUAUCAGCGGUUCAAAAGCAAUCGCUGACCUGCAAGUUGGGCAGUAUUGGCAUGGUCCUUUGCCGAAUGGAUGUGCGAGACGAAUCUUCUUUGCCGUUUAUACAUGAGUUUGAUAUCGAUCUCAAGAUGGAAACCUCAUCCAAUAUGCCCGGUUCCAAUAUCACGGUGAUUGACAUUGACGUAGAACCGUUGAUCGUACGUCUGUCCUACAAUGAUGCCAUGCUUGUACUUGACAUUAUCAACAAGGCGAUUGCAUUAAUGGGUGCUGGAGGCUCGCAAAAACCUGCCGGUGCACAAGGAUAUGACGAUGAAAAUGCUUGGGCAAUCAGCCGACAGCAAAAGAUUGAGCCAUAUAUUGUCAUGACUAAGGAAUCUCUUAAAGCUCGAUUCCAAGGCCUACAAUUCACGCUGAUUGAAGAUUUACAUGAUUUGCCUUUCAUUGACGCUAUGCUGCAGCCAUUCACAGUCAAUGCGUCCGAUUGGUCUAGUGCUCUCUCUGCGGAUGUAUUCUUCAAUAUGUCUGCCAGCAGUUUUAACUUUAGAAAUUCGCAUUGGGAACCUGUGAUUGAACCAUAUGGCUUCGGUAUUAAAGUCUCCCAAGAUGCAGCGACCAAGAGCAUGCAGAUAGGAGUUGAAUCAAACGAAUUUUUGAAUCUAAAUAUAACCCAUGCGUUCCUGGAAACUAUGAUGGCAGUUUCCGGCAGUAUGUUUGAGGAACAGCCCUUGUCCGACAGUGGCCAAAAGCAAGUACGACCCUAUCUAAUCCGAAACUAUACGGGUCACGAAAUCCGCUUCUGGAACAUGUCGGAUGACGCGCAAAAAGAAGGCGGCAUCGACAAUCGAAUGUAUAAGCUACAGAGUGGUGAAGAAAAGCCUUGGACUUUCCGCGAUUGGAAACGCCGUAGAGAGCGUACGAACUUGGGCAAGAAUUUGCUUGGCGUUCAAGUCGAAGCUUUUGAUUGGGAAAGUUUCCAACACAUCCCUCUGGAUCAAGAAGGGCAACACUCGUACAGAAUGAAACCGGAAGUGAGGGGUGUCUCUCAUCGCCUUAUUGUUGAUAUCCAGCUCAAGAACCAUGUCAAGCAAGUGACAUUCCGCAGUGGCCUAGUCAUCCAGAACCACGCGGCAGAGGGUAUCAAAGUAGCUCUGGUCAAUGCGAAGCGAAAAUUUAUGUCUCCCCAGUGGCACGUUGCACCCGGUGGUGAACAAGUGGUCCCAAUCGAACUGGUGUAUGAUUAUUGGCUGGUUGCGAAACCUGCAGAAGGCGACUAUCACUGGAGCCAACCUGGAGUCCAUUGGUCUGACAUUACGCAUCCUGAUGGACCGAGAUCUAUAUCGUGCGGUCCACCGUCUUCUGAUUCGGAUGCUUUUAAAUACCAGAUCAAUGGCGUGUACGACAAACUGAAUCCGAUUGCAAGAGAAUAUCCAAUUAUGGCAAUUCAGAUCGAUGCUCCUAUUGAGUUGGAGAACUCGUUACCAUUCCCAAUUUCUUUCGAGAUGGCAGACAAAACACAGGGAGUUUCAUUUCAAGAUACUAUUGCUAAAGGUGGAAACUGUCAUGUACACACGAUCAGCAACUAUAACCACGUAGCGCUCAGUAUUGAGGUGCCUGGUACACAUUAUAUGCCCAGUCAAUUGGUUGAUUUGGAUCUCGACGAAGACUCGUCAAAGGCAGGAACUAGGAUCCAGCCCAUUGAGCUAUUAGAUAAGGAUGGCCGACACCCGCUACACUUACAGCUCAGUAUAGCGCGGCUAUCAAAAGCCAAUAAUGCGCUUUAUAUCAAAAUUUAUACACCGUACUUGAUCCUCAACAAAUCCCGUCAACCUAUUUCUCUCAAGUCACGUAUCAGCCAUCGACAGUCUAAACAUCUGAUCUACGAAAUUCCUGCAGCACCUGACCAUGAUGAACUUAUCAAUCCUUUCAUGUUCUCUUUCCCAGAAAUGGAUCGCAAGAACCGUGUACAGCUGGCAGUCAAUGAAUCCAAGUGGAGUGAUCCCCUCAGCUUCGAAGCAGUUGGAAGCAUACAGGAUGUGACACUACCAACAACGGACAACGUUCAUCAGAUACACUUGGGUGUGCACGUAGAGGAAGGUGUUGGAAUGUAUCAUAUGACCCGGCUGGUCACCAUUUCGCCUCGUUUUAUUCUAAAAAAUAAUUUGGGUGACAAAAUCAAGUAUAGCGAGUUUGGUGUGCCGACAGAUGACUCCAUAUCGAUCAUUGAGAAUGGACAGAGAGUGCCUCUGUAUCACUUGUCCAAGUCGAAUAUACGCUGGCUCUGUCUUUGCCAAGAUCAAGAAGGGGCUUUGUGGUCCUCGCCCUUUGAUAUGCAGCAAAUUGGCGAUACACAUAUAAAAUUAGAAGUUACUGGUGAAAGUCGGCCCAUGCUGGUGCGUAUUUCUAUCGUCCUCAAAGACGCUGCAAUCUUUAUAUUCCUGGAGCGCGAAGAAACCUGGCCAUACUUGGUCAUCAACCUGUCGAGUGUCCCUGUCACAUUUUCUCAAACAGACACUGGUUUGGAAGAUUACAAACUCAAGGAUCGCCAACGAAAAGCGCUACCUCAAGCAAGGCAAUUCUCACUCGAGCCUCAUGAUCGAAUGGAAUACUCCUGGUGUAUGCCUGUUGCUCAUGAUAAGCGUAUCCAGCUUGACGUGUUUGGAAAGAAACGCGAUGUCAAUUUCCAAGCUAUUGGUACUCAGAUGCCACUACGCUAUAAGCAGCAUCGUUCCAGCCCAGUUUCUUCACGUCCUAUCAUGUCAAUUGAUGUUAUUGCUCGCGACGCGGCGUUGGUAUUGGUAUUAAGUGAUUUUAAUCCAGAAAUCAGUCUUUACCAGCCAAAGUCGUCAGGGGCAUCUGGAAGUUUGCGUGACACAUUUGAAACAGUGGAAGUGGAUUAUGUCGUCAACUAUUCCUUUGAGCUAAACUUGGCCGGCAUUGGUAUAUCCGUCGUUAACAAACGGAUGCAGGAAAUGGCCUAUGCUACGAUCCGGGCUCUUGAGUUCAAAUACACUGAUUCUAAUUUGUAUCAAUCAGUACGCGCUAGUAUUCAGUGGUUACAGGUUGAUAACCAGUUUCAUGGCUCGCUCCAUCCCAUUUUAUGCUUCCCGACAACACUUCCUAAGAAUGUCACGGAGCAAGAAACACACCCAACAUUCCAUAUGGCGCUUGACAAGAUAAAAGAUGAAGCUCAUGGUGUGUACAACUUUAAGGUCUUCUCUAUCCUUUUACAAGAGAUGACAUUUGCUGCAGACGAGGAUUUCCUGUACUGUCUCAUGGAGUUUGCUCAGUUCUCUAGUACUCCCCAAGAAAUCAAAAUCGAUGAAACGGCGCUAUUCAGUACACGAAUUGCGGAACCUGUGGUUCAGAAUACGCCCGCAUUGUACUAUUUCCAAGAGUUCUGCAUCCAGCCUAUGCGUUUAAACCUUGCAUUCUCGAGAACUGAUCGGAUUAACGCGAUCGAUGAAGACGACGAGGUUGGGAGAUCGCCCUUGCGCUACGUCUUUGACGUAUUCACCAUGACUAUUGGAAACGUGAACGACGCUCCAAUUAAGCUGAAUGCGCUAAUCGUUGAAAACCUGCGCGUUAGCUACGAAGACUUAAUGGAUCGUAUCAUGCUCCAUUACCGCGGGGAGAUUAUCUAUCAAGUUCACAGAGUGCUGGGUAGUGUGGACGUUAUUGGUAACCCAGUGGGCUUGUUCUCAAAUUUGAGUUCUGGGUUCGGCGAGCUCUUCUACGAACCCUAUCAAGGCUUUAUCAUGAGUGAUCGCCCACAAGAUCUAGGUAUUGGUAUUGCUAGAGGCGUGGGUGGUCUUGCGAAAAAGGUUCUUUUUGGCGUGUCGGACAGUAUGAGCCGCAUCACCGGAAGUAUUGGCAAAGGUCUAUCCGCAGCAACAUUGGAUAAAAAAUUCCAAGAUCGCCGCCGAAUUAAUCUUGCUCGCAACAAACCCCAGCAUGCUUUCUAUGGCGUUUCUCAAGGAGUUGGUUACUUUGGCUUGAGUAUUGCCAGCGGUGUUGCGGGUCUUUACAAACGACCUCUGGAAGGUGCUGAAAGCGGCGGUGUAGUUGGUUUCGCAGGCGGCGUCGGUCGUGGUCUCGUUGGUGUAGUGACGAAACCUUUCGUCGGUUUCUUUGAUAUGGCUAGCAAUGUCACAGCCGGUGUUCGUGAAACCACCACGAUCUUUGAUCCCAAUGACAUCACCCGUGAGCGCUUACCGCGUUAUGUUGGCAUUGAUGGUAUUCUCAGAGUAUGUGCUCUUUCUGUUUGCUAA